UUUCAGAUGAGGGUUGAAAAUGUCGUUAUCUAGCCCUGAUUGAGAAGAGACCUGUACGCGUGGACUAGUAUGGAGAAACGCGAGGAGAGUUCCAGCUCCGAGGUCUAUAUCUCCAGGGAGUGGCUCUACACUAAGAUCCUAGAUGCUAGUCAGAAGAAGUAUCAUGGUAAACUGUGUGGGGUUGUUCUUGCUGGUGGUUCAGGGGCAGGCAAAACAACCUUUGCAAGCCAACUGUCCGUUGAGAAAAUUGGAUCAAGGAAACAUACUCUUAUCAGGAACAAACUGGUGGCCUCAUACCUUAUCCCAGCCUCAAGGGAAAUGAGUUCUAGACACCUUGUACAAUUCUUGAACUCUGUGUACACACAGCUAUGCGAGUCAAACUGUCUCGUUGGGUUCAGACGUCAAGAAGAGACAGGUUGGUUACGUGAGGCAGUUGAUGACCCUGACGAGAUAUUUAAGAAAGUUGUUCUUUUUCCUCUUCUAGAAUGUGAAAUCAAACAUAAGGUUGUAAUAUUUCUGGUGGAUGGAUUAAACCUUGAGCUGCUGAGCUCUGGAGACCUAAACCCGGACACGCCCAGUAGGUCCAUCCCGGAGAUUCUCUCUAGACACGCCCACCUUUUCCCUAGAUGGCUGCUUCCAGUGUUCACCACGCGGCAAUCUACCGCCAUUACUGCGCAUUUCCCGGGUUUUCGAAGGAUUAGCAUAGAUGACUUGAGGAAAACACAGGUUAUCCAAGAUAUCCAGCAGCUUAUUAUUGCCAGGCUUAAUGUUGAUCGGAGUAUUGCUAAACAGGUGACCAAGGAGUCUACUGAACUGCUGAGCCUUCUCCAUGUUAAGUCUGCAGGAUGCUUCUUGUAUAUCAAAAAGGUAUUGGACGGUAUAUCCGAGCAUUAUAUCACCUUGGAGGAGAUCCGAGAGAUCCCCGGCACUCUCAACGGUCUUUAUCUCUGGCUCUGCCAGAAGCAGUUCAACAAGAAGAACUUUCCAAAGGUUCGGCCUUUGAUAAAUAUCCUCCUAGCUUCAUCUACAAUAACCCAGCCUCAACUAUAUCAGAUACUGAGCUCUACCGGGGGAAUAGAUUCCCUAGAGGAAUUCAAUAAACUUCUUGUUCAGCUGAGGCCAAUGCUCUCCCCGGAGUAUAGAGCUAAAUCAAUCAGGCCUGGGGAGUGCGAUGAGGAACCUGUUUGUUUGUAUCAUUACAGCCUAGCAGAGUGGUUUCUACAGCCCAAGUUCUGCGGACCUAUGUACGAAUGUAAACUGGAGGAUGGACAGAAAGCUAUCAAAGAGUGGAAGAUGAACUCUCAGCAGAAUAUUUACGAUAAACCUGAUUUGGUCAGCGGGAUAGAGAGCCAGGAAGAAGACAGUGAAAUAUGGAUGCUUGUCAAUACUGAGGAACGGGAGCGAAGGAAGCAGACAAGAAAUGCUGGAAAUGAAGCUUCGGGAAAGUUGAUACAGGAAAAAAAUCAAGAUCAUCUUGGUGAUCAUGAACUUCUCAGAGAUAAAGAUCCAGAAAGCCAUGGAGAAAAACCCCGACAAGAUCAAGAAAACCAUCAAGAAGAACACCAUCUAAACCUAAACGCAUCACAAGAAAUUCUUUUAUCCCGCCGUUCUUUCCUAGAACAGCAUUUAAUGUCUGGAAAUCAAAUCACAGACUUCAGUUCAUCAAUAAACAACUCAGAGGAACAUUUACAGAUUGGAGUCAUUAAUGAAGAUUUUAUUUGUUCAAGAAGAUCUGCAGAUAAUCUUGACACAUAUGAAAAUGUUACUAAAGAACAUGAAGUGAUCACGUCUAAGGAUCCUGUUCAUAAAACACUUCUGGACUUCGUGAAGGCAAAUGAUUCUGAAGCGGUUGAAAGGAUGCUGUUGAUAGAUGAUAAUGGAUUUAAAGAGGAUGAUACCGGAUGUAAGGAGGAUAAUACCGGAUGUAAGGCGAAUCUAGUAGUGUGUGCGCUACAAGCCGCCAGGGAAGGGUUUGCUGAAACUCUUGAGACUCUCCUAGAGAUCGGUGGCGUUCAUCCAGACUCAAAGGAUGAAAAUGGAUGGACUCUGUUAAGAACAGCGGCCUGGGCUGGAAAAGAGCAUUGUGUUAAGGUUCUGGUUGAUCAUGGUGCGUCAGUGAACCAGGUAGAUGACGAUAUGCGUACAGCGCUCCGUGCUGCUUGCUGGGCUGGUCAUCUUGCAUGCGUAUAUUUACUCCUAAACAAUGGGGCAGAGGUCAACCAGUUUGAUAGUGAGGGUAGAACAGCAAUGAUUGCUGCUUGUUACAUGGGACAUAUCGACUGUGUCAGAGAACUUAUAAUCUGGGGUGCAGAUAUAGAGGCCAUGGAUCAGGAUGGACGAACAGCCCUGUCUGUGGCUGUUACCUGCGAGUCGGAGAGUGCGGCGAAGCUCGUCACAUUGCUGAUCGACAAUGGGGCAAACCCAAACCAGUCGGACAAAGAUGGAAUGUCACCAUUGCUUAUUGCUGCAUUCGAGGGCAAAGCGCAGGUUUGCUACCUUGGAAAUCUUUAUCUAACAGAGACAGUAGACGUAAUUUCUAGUGAUGCUUCAUUAGAGUGA
Molecule: messenger RNA, 2559 nt
Organism: Eurytemora carolleeae
Lineage: Eukaryota; Metazoa; Arthropoda; Copepoda; Calanoida; Temoridae
Product: ankyrin repeat domain-containing protein 50
Exons: 21
Coding region: 70-2559 (829 amino acids)
Molecular function (GO): protein binding
Source: RefSeq, a predicted model, not a curated record